This is a messenger RNA of Racocetra persica, 4620 nucleotides long. The record is from the annotation of a GenBank genome assembly. Lineage: Eukaryota; Fungi; Glomeromycota; Glomeromycetes; Diversisporales; Gigasporaceae.
AUGUCAGUGAAGAAAUCGACGACCUCUAUUUACCUACUUGAACUUGAAGGUGAUGGAUCACUUAGCAAAAGAAAGCAGUUUAUACGGCUACCUCCACCUACAAAGCCUUAUAUUCUUCGCUUUAGUAUUCGUGCUGAUUCUCUUAUUUCAAAAGAAGGGGUUUUAUAUACCAACCAUCCCUUAGAUGAUGCAGAAUUCGAUAGGAACAAAUUUUAUCCAAGGAAGUUUCCAAAAUUAUUUUCGAAACCUCUUCAUGUUGAUAUUACAAUCAAGAGAUCAGGCGCAUUCGAAUUCUAUGCUGAAUAUAAGGAAUCACAAACAAAUUCAAAAAACUUCGAUGAAACUGUAAAAACAUCAAAAAGAUGUUAUUUUACGGUUGAUCCGAUACUUGAAAUGGUUCCUCGAUACAGGAUAUUAUCAUCGGAACCAAUAUCAUAUGAGUCCAGAAUCACAAUUCCUCUUGAUGGUAUUGUCAUUCAAUCCGUCCUACCUAAAUUACUUGGUCCUUUUUCUCAAUGGGACGAACACAUCAAGAAUAUUUCUGAUCUUGGUUAUAAUAUGAUCCACUUUUUACCUAUGCAAUCUCGUGGCAUUUCUAACUCUCCAUAUUCUAUAUUUGAUCAGUUGGCCUUCUCAGAUGAUUUGUUUGAAGAAAAAGAUCGUGUAAAAAGUUUAUCAGAAAAAAUUGAAAUCGUAAAAAAAACUGUAAACAAGAUUGAUGAAGAAUAUGGAAUCUUAAGUUUAACUGAUAUAGUUUGGAAUCACACUGCAUGUAAUAGUGAAUGGCUUCAAGAUCACCCAGAGGCUGGUUAUAAUUUAGUAAAUUCUCCACAUCUUAUUCCUGCUUACGAGUUAGAUACUGCAUUGUUAGAAUAUUCCGAAAAUAUUUCUUCACUUGGUUAUAAGGCUCACGUCCAAUCUGAAGAAGAUUUGAAAGCAAUUAUUGAGGGUGUUAAACAACAUGUUAUUGAUAAAAUACGUUUAUGGGAAUUCUAUGUUAUUGAUGUCAAAGAAGCAUUAAGUGAAUUUCAAGCAGCAUUAGAUAAGAAUGCAUCAGUUGACAAGUCUUUAUUUGAAAAUAUUGACAUUGCUGCACUUUCAUUUAAAGAACAGGCCAACUUAUUAGUCGAUAAAGGGUUAUAUAAUAAAGGCACUUUUGGCCAGCGUUUCUACAAAAAAAUAAAUAUUGACAUUGCUCUUGCUUUUAUUGAGAGGUUGAUUGAGACUGAAGCAAAAUACAAAAGUGUGAAUAAUGAUUCUAAUGUAUCAAUUGAAGAUUCAUCUCCGAAGGAACAAUUAGAUACGGAUAAAUUGGAAAAUACCAAAGAUAAGCAUGACUCGGAACCUAAAUAUACUCUAGAAUCUAUUUCUUCGAAAAAUACCCUUAUCAAAAAAAGUAAUGAAUUGAAUAAAUUAGAUGACAAGAGCAAGGUUAAAGAAACUUCUGAAAAAGUUGACAAUAUAAAACCUAUAGAAGUAAAUGAGGUAAAACCGGAGGAGGCAAUAAAUGAAAAGUCAAUACAUGAAAUUAUGCUGGAAAAAUUCAAAGCAAUUAUCAACGAAGUAAACUUGCCAUUUUAUAAAUUAUAUGACGAUGAGGUUGUCAUAAUUCUUGAAAAUUUGUGGAAUCGUGCCAAAUAUUUGAAACUUGAUCCUCAUGGACCCAAUCAAAAAGAAAUAACUCGACGUGUUCCUCUCGUUGAGCAGUAUUUUACUCGUAUUCCACUUAAUGAAAAAACGCAAAAGCAUCCAAAAGGAUCUUUGGCUGUUGUAAAUAAUGGUUGGAUUUGGAAUGCAACUCCCUUGCAGGAUUUUGCAAGUAAAGAAUCGUUUUCUUAUUUACGAAGAGAGGUGGUCGUUUGGGGUGAUUGUGUGAAGUUAAGAUAUGGUAAAAGCAGGGAUGAUUCGCCUUGGCUUUGGGAUCAUAUGACAAAAUAUACUGUGCAGCUUGCAUCGCUUUUCCAUGGGUUCCGUAUUGACAAUUGUCAUUCCACUCCACUUCAUGUCGGACAACAUCUUCUCGAUGCCGCCCGUCGCGUCCGACCGAACCUUUAUGUUGUCGCAGAAUUAUUUACCGGUUCGGAGGAAAUGGAUAUAAAAUUUGUGAAUAAUCUGGGCAUUAACUCUCUCAUUAGAGAGGCCAUGCAAGCUUGGGAUUCGCAUGAGUUAAGUAGAUUAGUUCAUCGUCAUGGUGGAAAACCUGUUGGGUCUAUAGAUGAUGCAUGUCUCUCAGACACAUCAACUUAUACAGAUGCUAAUGAAUAUUCAGAAACGCCCUGUUCCAUUGUUCCCUUGACAGGAUCCAACCCGCACGCACUUUUCAUGGAUUGUACUCACGAUAAUGAAACACCUCAUCAAAAGAGAACUGCAGAAGACUCUUUAUCAAAUGGUGCUCUUGUUGCCAUGAGUUCUUGUGCUAUUGGAAGCGUCAAAGGAUAUGAUGAAAUUUAUCCAAAGACGGUUGAUUUGGUAAACGAAACUAGACCAUAUAAAUUAUAUGAGAAACCUCUCGAAAUUGUUAAAAAAGUAAUGCAGCAUUUGCAUGUUGAAAUGUCAUUGGAUGGACAUAUAGAAACCCAUGUACACCACGAAAAUGAUUCCAUUAUAGUUCAUCGCGUGAAUCCACACAACAAUAAUGGGUAUUUAUUGGUUGCUCAUUGUGCUUUCUCUGGCCAUAUAAAAAGCGGUUAUAAUCUUACUCCUACCAAGUUAAGAGGUACGAAGGCCGAAGUACUCUUUUCUACAUGCUUGGAAGUCCAAUCCAAAGAAUUUAUUCGUGAUGAAAAAUAUCUGACUGGGCUUCCGGCAUCACUUAAGCCACUUAACGCUCCUAUAUUACGCGAAUCAUCUGAUGAGCACGGAAAAUAUACUGAAGUUACGCUUCCGAAAGAAUUUCCUUCUGGCAGUAUCACUCUUCUUAAAACGAAGGUGGAUAAACAUAAUUCCCUAGAUGAAAUGCUUAUAUCAGGUGUUGACGAAGUUUUUAAAGAGUUAAACUUGGUCGAUUUGAAUAUAGUAUUAUAUCGAUGUGGUAGUGAAGAAAACGAUGUUAUACCUGGUCACGGCACAUAUAACAUACCUGGCUAUGGUGAUCUACCAUAUUGUGGUUUAGAAGGAUUUAUGUCGGUUUUACGCCCAAUAAUGAAAGAAAAUGACUUGGGUCAUUCGUUUUGUGCUAACUUACGUGAAGGCCAUUGGGCUUUAGACUAUGUUGUGAACCGUCUUGUUAGCUAUUUAAAGUACGCACCAAACCUAAAAGGACUAUGCGAUUGGUAUCAAGAAAGAUUUGCAAUUGUAAAGACAGUACCGGGUUUUUUAGUUCCAAAAUUUUUUUCUUUGGUUAUAAAGACAGCACAUUCUGCAGCAAUUAAACGAGUUAUGUCGCAGUUAUCACCCUGCGCGUACGAAGGAAGUUUAUUUAUCCAAUCACUUGCUUUGUGUUCAGUGCAAAUGUAUGGAAUAGUUUUGUCUACUGGAUUGCACCCCACAGAAAUUGGUCCAUCGAUGGCCGCAGGGUUGCCACAUUUUGCUACCGCCCACAUGAGAUGUUGGGGACGUGAUGUUUUUAUUUCAUUGCGUGGUCUAUUCCUUACUACGGGUAAUUUUGAAGCUGCUAAAAAACAUAUAAUUGGAUUUAGUAGUGUACUUAAACAUGGAAUGAUUCCAAAUUUAUUGGAUGCUGCACGUCGACCACGUUAUAAUUGUCGUGAUGCAGCAUGGUGGUUUUUGCAAUCCGUACAAGAUUAUUGUAAAUUCUCUCCGGAAGGUUUAGAUUUUCUUAAGACACCUGUUACACGACGAUUCCCUAAAAACGAUGAAUUUAUUGAAGUGGAUGAUCCUCGGUCCUAUAAAUACGAAGUUACUAUUCUUGAAAUUAUUCAAGAAAUUAUGGAACGACAUGCUUGUGGAAUUCAUUUCAAAGAAUGGAAUGCAGGUCCCAACCUUGACCAUGCUAUGACUGAUAAAGGAUUCCAAAUUGAUAUUGAUGUUGAUUGGGAAACUGGCUUUUUAAAUGGUGGAAACCAAUGGAAUUGUGGUACUUGGAUGGAUAAGAUGGGAGAAUCAGAUAAAGCCGGAAAUAAAGGUCGACCAGCUACACCAAGAGAUGGAGCAGCAGUUGAAAUUAUUGGGCUAUUAAAAUCUACUUUGCGAUGGAUAACAGAAUUAAAUAAAACUGGUCAUUAUCCAUGGAAUGGUGUUGAGCUUAAAGAAUGUCCUACGAAGAAAUUUGUUACAUUUGCCGAAUGGAAUGAUUUAAUCCAACAAUCGUUUGAAAAACAUUUCUAUAUUCCUACCGACCCAAAUGAAGAUUCAAAAUACAAAUUGAAUUCCCAAUUGGUUAACCGUAGAGGUAUAUAUAAGGAUUUAUGCAAUUCUUCUGGAGAAUUUCAAGAUUAUCAAUUGAGACCAAAUUUUCCGGUUGCUAUGGUUGUGGCGCCAGAACUAUUUGAUGAGCAUCAUGCACUUCAAGCAUUGAAUAUUGCACGCGAGGUAUUAGCUGGACCAUUAGGAAUGCGUACACUUGAUCCAAGUGAUUUGGCAUAUCGAGGCGUUUAUGAUAACAGCAAUGAUGGCAUUGACCCAUCUAUUGCUAAGGGAUGGAAUUAUCAUCAGGGCCCU